This is a messenger RNA of Amblyraja radiata (thorny skate), 1653 nucleotides long. RefSeq names its product glucokinase (hexokinase 4) (gene gck). NCBI's taxonomy places the organism in Eukaryota, Metazoa, Chordata, Chondrichthyes, Rajiformes, Rajidae. Gene Ontology annotation, molecular function: D-glucose binding; ATP binding; fructokinase activity. The coding region runs from base 197 to 1582 and encodes 461 amino acids. The record is from RefSeq and is a predicted model, not a curated record. The transcript has 10 exons. Gene Ontology annotation, biological process: intracellular glucose homeostasis; glycolytic process; glucose metabolic process. Gene Ontology annotation, cellular component: cytosol; mitochondrion.
AAGGAGCAGCAGCAGCAGCCUCGGCAGAGGCACAAGAGCCACCACCAAGGGAGGGAGAGAGAGAGGACUUCGGCAACAAGGGGAAGCACCGUACUCAUUGGAUUGGCAGGGAGGGAUUUAAAAAAAUACCUUCAAAAAGUUUGGGGAGGGAAAAAUUCUCCACAGUUGUGAGGACGAGUGACACCAAACAUCAUUGAUGCCGAGCAACAGAGGCAGGAUAGAGCAUGGGAGGAUGCAGAAGGUGCAACAAAUUUUAUCGGAAUUUCAACUCCGGAAGGAAGAGCUCCUGGAAGUGAAACGGCGAAUACAGCAGGAGAUGGAGAAAGGUCUCCGACUGGAAACCCAUGAAACAGCCAGUGUGAAGAUGUUACCCACUUAUGUGCUUUCAACUCCGGAUGGCUCAGAGGUGGGCGAUUUCCUGGCAGUGGACCUGGGAGGCACAAAUUUCAGGGUAAUGUUGGUAAAAGUGGGCAAAGAUGAAAAGGGAAGCUGGAAAAUCUCAACCAGCAACCAAAUGUACUCCAUUCCGACUGACGUCAUGACUGGCACUGCUGAAAUGCUCUUUGAUUAUGUUGCGAAGUGUAUUUCUAACUUCCUGGAUCAACACAACAUGAAACACAAGAAACUCUCUCUGGGAUUUACCUUUUCAUUCCCUGUCCGACACGAGCGAAUCGACAAGGGAAUCCUUCUGAAUUGGACCAAGGGGUUUAAAGCAUCUGGAGCAGAGGGGAACAAUGUGGUUGGACUACUCCGUGAUGCGAUUCAAAGGAGAGGGGACUUUGAAAUGGAUGUGGUUGCCAUGGUGAAUGAUACUGUUGCCACAAUGAUUUCCUGUUACUAUGAAGACCACAGCUGUGAGGUUGGAAUGAUUGUAGGCACCGGCUGUAAUGCUUGCUACAUGGAGGAAAUGAAGAAUGUGGAGCUAGUGGAAGGGGAAGAAGGGAGAAUGUGCGUGAACACAGAGUGGGGUGGGUUUGGAGACACGGGUGAACUUGAGGAGUUCCGUCUGGAAUAUGAUUGUAUUAUUGACGAGACAUCUAUCAAUCCAGGAUACCAGCUAUUUGAGAAGAUUGUUGGUGGGAAAUAUAUGGGUGAACUUACACGGCUUGUACUACUGAAACUGGUAAAUCAAAACCUGCUCUUCAACGGAGAGGCGUCUGAACAGCUGAAAACUCGAGGGAGCUUUGAAACAAGAUUACUCUCACAGAUAGAAAGUGACACAGCUGACCAGAAGCAAAUCUGUAAUAUUCUGAACACAUUAGGUGUGGUGCCAUCCCAAGGCGAUUGUGAAAUUGUCCAUUUGGCAUGCAAGAGUGUGUCGACGCGAGCAGCGCAUAUCUGUGCCGCAGGAUUGGCGGGCGUUAUCAAUCGGAUGUGGGAGAACAAAUGCAAAGAAACGAUGAGCAUCACAGUUGGAAUUGACGGAUCCGUUUACAAGCUGCAUCCCCAAUUCAAACAUAGGUUUCACAUGAUGGUCAGGGAACUUGCGCCCGACUGUGACAUCACAUUCCUUCAGUCCACCGAAGGCAGUAGCCUGGGAGCAGCAUUAAUCUCUGCAGUGGCUGGCAAGCUGGGCAGCUGAUCAGCCAGUAUCCUUAUAACUCUGCAACUCAACCCUCUGCUACAUCUGCAGUAGUUUUUUGGUCUGAAUAA